Messenger RNA from Trichechus manatus latirostris (Florida manatee), 1584 nucleotides. RefSeq names its product rhomboid like 3 (gene RHBDL3). Gene Ontology annotation, molecular function: serine-type endopeptidase activity; calcium ion binding. The record is from RefSeq and is a predicted model, not a curated record. Bases 8 to 1222 code for a protein of 404 amino acids. Gene Ontology annotation, cellular component: membrane. The transcript has 9 exons. NCBI's taxonomy places the organism in Eukaryota, Metazoa, Chordata, Mammalia, Sirenia, Trichechidae.
CUCGGCCAUGGGCGAGCACCCCAGCCCGGGACCCGCAGUGGCCGCCUGUGCGGAGGCGGAGCGCAUCGAGGAGCUGGAACCCGAGGCCGAGGAGCCGCUGCCCGCGGCGCCGGAGGACCACUGGAAAGUCCUGUUUGAUCAGUUUGACCCUGGGAACACAGGCUUCAUCAGCACAGGCAAGUUCCGGAGCCUCCUGGAGAGCCACAGCUCUGAGCUGGACCCGCACAAAAAGGAGGUGCUCCUGGCUCUCGCCGACAGCCACGCGGAUGGGCAGAUCUGCUACCAGGAUUUUGUCAACCUGAUGAGCAACAAACGGUCCAACAGCUUCCGCCAGGCCAUCCUGCAGGGGAACCGCAGGCUCUGCAGCAAAGCACUGCUGGAGGAAAAGGGGCUGAACCUCUCUCAGCGACUGAUCCGCCAUGUGGCCUAUGAGACCCUGCCCCGGGAGAUUGACCGCAAGUGGUACUAUGACAGCUACACCUGCUGUCCCCCGCCCUGGUUCAUGAUCACGGUCACACUGCUGGAGGUUGCCUUUUUCCUCUACAAUGGGGUGUCGCUGAAUCAAUUUGUGCUGCAGGUAACCCAUCCGCAUUACCUGAAGAACUCACUGGUUUACCACCCACAGCUCCGAGCACAGGCUUGGCGCUACCUGACGUACAUCUUCAUGCAUGCGGGGAUAGAACACCUGGGACUCAACGUGGUGUUGCAGCUACUGGUGGGGGUGCCCCUGGAGAUGGUGCACGGAGCCACCCGCAUCGGGCUUGUCUAUGUGGCUGGCGUCGUGGCAGGGUCCUUGGCGGUGUCAGUGGCUGACAUGACCGCGCCAGUCGUGGGCUCCUCUGGAGGAGUGUACGCGCUUGUCUCUGCCCAUCUGGCCAACAUCGUGAUGAACUGGUCAGGCAUGAAGUGCCAGUUCAAGCUGCUACGGAUGGCUGUGGCCUUGAUCUGUAUGAGCAUGGAGUUUGGGCGGGCUGUGUGGCUCCGAUUCCACCCGUCGGCUUAUCCCCCAUGCCCUCACCCGAGCUUCGUGGCACACCUGGGUGGCGUGGCUGUGGGCAUCACCCUGGGUGUGGUGGUCCUGAGGAACUACGAGCAGAGGCUGCAGGACCAGUCGCUGUGGUGGAUUUUUGUGGCCAUGUACGCAAUCUUUGUGCUGUUUGCCAUCUUCUGGAACAUCUUUGCCUACACCCUGCUGGACUUGAAGCUGCCACCACCCCCCUGAGGGGCUCAAGGACAUAGGUGGGGGAGGGGAGAGAGAAGAAGCAUCAGGAGAGAGCAUCUGCAUUCUUUUUUACUCAUCACCAGCUGCGUUAGGCCAGGAGGAGAGGACAAGAGAUGCUGAUCUGCUGUAAUUGUCGUGUUUAGAUUUGGACAGACAGUGGAGGCUCUUUUCUGAAAGGUACCUGAUGGAAGAGUCAGAUGUGGCUACCAUCAUUCUUCUCGACUGUUCUGAUGACAUUGGGCCAGGGCAUGGGCCUGGGUGGCAGUGAAACUGGCCCUGCCCUUGGGCUGGGUUUGUUCCAUGUGUUCAGGGUUCCCCUGUCCCUACCACCAGCUGAGCAGCAGCCUUCUUCCUCAUCUCCA